Molecule: messenger RNA, 946 nt
Organism: Choloepus didactylus (southern two-toed sloth)
Lineage: Eukaryota; Metazoa; Chordata; Mammalia; Pilosa; Megalonychidae
Gene: G6PC3
Product: glucose-6-phosphatase catalytic subunit 3
Biological process (GO): gluconeogenesis; glucose 6-phosphate metabolic process
Cellular component (GO): membrane
Molecular function (GO): glucose-6-phosphatase activity
Source: RefSeq, a predicted model, not a curated record
UCUGGGACUCAAAGGGUGGGCUUCGGAGGGCGGCGGGUAAGCAUUCUGUGUCGUGCGGCCUCUUUCUGCUUCCAUCCUGAGCAAACCCCGGCCCGGUCGGCCCCGGGGUCGCCAUGGAGUCGACGCUGGGCGCGGGCAUCGCAGUGGCAGAGGCGCUGCAGAACCGUCUGCCGUGGCUAGAGAACCUAUGGCUCUGGGUCACCUUUCUGGGUGAUCCCAAGUGCCUCUUCCUGUUCUUGUUCCCCGCGGCCUACUAUGCCUCUCGCCGCGUGGGCAUCGCGGUUCUCUGGAUCAGCCUCAUCACCGAGUGGCUCAACCUCGUCUUCAAGUGGCUCCUGUUUGGAGACAGGCCCUUCUGGUGGAUCCAUGAAUCUGGGUAUUAUAGCCAGGCCCCAGCCCAAGUUCACCAGUUCCCCUCUUCUUGUGAAACUGGUCCAGGCAGCCCUUCUGGACACUGCAUGAUCACAGGAGCAGCCCUCUGGCCCGUAAUGAUGGCCAUCUCCUCCCACAUGGCCACUCGGACCCGCAGGUGCUGUGCUGGGCUGGGUCAUGGCCCCCCGGGUACCCAUGGAGAAGUAGCUAAGCUUCUAACGGCUGACUGCACUGGCCCUCUUGCUGGGUGCCAGCCUCAUCUACUGGACCCUUUUAUUUACGCUGGGCCUGGGAGUCUUUCUUGGUAAGUCCUGGACAGGCUGGGGCCUCUCCUCCCUCACCCAGAACCCAGCCUAAUGGGUUCCUGUUCACUGUAGCUGAAAACAUGACACAUCGCUUAUUCACAAAGAUAAGACCCUCCAGGGUCCACAGCAGAAUGUGGAAGUGGGCCCUAAAGGGCAGAUGGCCAAGAGCCAAGGGUAUUCUAGUUCCAGGGGAACAUCUCUCCUAGCAAGGAUUCUUCCUCACCACAGGUCCAUCAGCGCUAGCCUCCAAGUGGGUGUGAGCGCCUGAG